Molecule: messenger RNA, 831 nt
Organism: Talaromyces rugulosus
Lineage: Eukaryota; Fungi; Ascomycota; Eurotiomycetes; Eurotiales; Trichocomaceae
Exons: 1
Coding region: 1-831 (276 amino acids)
Biological process (GO): coenzyme A biosynthetic process
Molecular function (GO): ATP binding; dephospho-CoA kinase activity
Source: RefSeq, a predicted model, not a curated record
AUGCUUAUCAUCGGCCUGACGGGCUCGAUAGCCACCGGGAAAUCCACCGUCUCCUCCCUACUCUCGUCUCCACCGCACAACUUACCCAUCAUCGAUGCCGACAUUCUCGCGCGCAAGGUGGUCGAACCCGGCACAGCUGGGUACAAGGCGAUAGUCAACUACUUUGGACCGAGCACGCCGGAGCUCCUGCUCCCAGAAGAUCCCCAGACCGGCCAGCGUGCGCUGAACCGGCCGGCGCUGGGGCGGCGCGUGUUUGGCGAUAGCGAGGAGCGGAAACGCGACCGGGCGAUUCUUAACAAGGUUGUUCAUCCGGCGGUGCGGUGGGAAGUAUACAAGUCGCUACUGUACUACUAUUUAAAGGGCCAUUGGGCGGUGGUUCUGGACGUUCCGCUGCUGUUUGAGUCCGGCAUGGAUGUCAUCUGUGGCGCUGUAGUCGUGGUCGCGGUCAACGACCCGGCCGUGCAGAUGGCAAGACUGCGUGCUAGAGAUGCACAUUUGACGGCAGAAGACGCAGAAAACCGAGUGCGCAGCCAGGGUGAUGUACGGGAGAAGGUUAAAAAGGCGCUUUUCCGGAAUCGAGUAGCCGAAGAAAAUACCGACAAGGGUUCGAGAGGCGUAAUUAUCUGGAACGACGGCGACAAGGCAGACCUCGAGAGGGAGGUCAACAAGGCCAUCUCGGCCAUUCAAACCCAUAGUCCCAAGUGGUGGUCAUGGCUGCUUCUUGCAGCACCGCCCGUGAGCGUUGCAGCGGCCGUGUGGAAUAUGGCGGUUAAUUUUGGUUUACAGAAAAGUUGGGAUCAAAAGGCCAAGCAGGACCGGGCGAAAUUAUGA